AAUUGGAAGAGAAGUGGUGAAUCUUGAAACAGGCUAAAACAAAUAUUGAGUUGAGUUAACUAGAAAGAUGAAGAUCAGAAAGGGUUUGGUUUUGUUGGCUCUUUUAUUUGCUUUUGGAAUUAUCGUGUCUUCUGCAAGAUUACUUGAUAUUGCUGAUGACAAGUUGGAACUUGAUGACGAAAGGAAACGCUCAAUAGAUAAAGCCGGUAUUGUGGAAAGAGGAGUUCUUGAAGUAAGUGAUGACGAUGACUCAUUAGAAAAGACUGCUGCCGGCAUAGGAGGUGGUGGAAGCGGCGGUGGCAGCGUGGGAGGUGGUGGGAGUGGUGGCCAUGGUGGUGGCCAUGGAGGUGGAAGUGGUGGUGGUGGUAGUGGCGGUGGCAGCGGAGGUGGAGGAAAGGGAGGCGGUAGUGGUGGUAGUGGAGGAGGUGGAGGAACGGGAGGUGGUGGCAGUGGAGGCGGAAAGGGUGGUGGUGGCAGUGGAGGUAGUGGCGGGGGCAAAGGAGGUAGCGGAGGCAGUGGAGGUAGCGGAGGCGGAGGUGGAGGUAGUGGUGGGGGCAAAGGAGGUGGUGGAAGCAGUGGUGGUGGACAUGGAGGGAGUGGAGGAGGAAAGGGUGGCAGCGGAGGUGGAGGAAAGGGAGGCGGUAGUGGUGGCAGUGGAGGAGGUGGAGGAACGGGAGGUGGCGGUAGCGGAGGUGGAGGAAAGGGAGGCGGUAGUGGUGGCAGUGGAGGAGGUGGAGGAACGGGAGGUGGCGGUAGCGGAGGUGGAGGAAAGGGAGGCGGUAGUGGUGGCAGUGGAGGAGGUGGAGGAACGGGAGGUGGCGGUAGCGGAGGUGGUGGCAGUGGAGGCGGAAAGGGUGGCGGUGGCAGUGGAGGUAGUGGUGGGGGCAAAGGAGGUAGUGGAGGUAGUGGAGGUAGCGGAGGCGGAGGUGGUAGUAGCGGAGGUAGUGGUGGGGGCAAAGGAGGUGGUGGCAGUGGAGGUGGUAAAGGAGGAGGCGGUGGUAGUGGAGGCGGUGGCACUGGAGGUAGUGGAGGAAGCAAGGGAGGGGGUGGUAGCGGUGGUGCUGGACACGGAGGAGGAGGAGGAGGAAGCGGAGGUAGUGGAGGCGGAGGAAGCAAGGGCGGGGGUGGUAGCGGUGGUGGUGGACAUGGCGGAAGCGGAGGUAGUGGAGGCGGAGGAAGCAAAGGAGGGGGUGGCAGCAGCGGGGGUGGACAUGGUGGAGGAAGUGGAGGUAGUGGGGGUGGAGGAAGCAAGGGAGGUAGUGGUGGAGGUGGUGGUGGUGGAGGUAGAAAGGGAGGGGGCGGUAGCAGCGGAGGAGGAGGAGGAAGUGGAGGCGGAGGACAUGGUGGUGGCAGCGGAGGAGGAGGAGGAAGUGGAGGCGGUGGACAUGGUGGAGGCAGCGGAGGAAGUGGAGGAAGUGGAGGCGGUGGACAUGGUGGAGGCAGCGGAGGUGGAGGAGGCAAGGGAGGAGGCAGUGGUGGAAGUGGUGGAUCACAUGGUGGGAGUGGUGGCGGACACGGUGGCUCUAAAGGAGGUGGUGGUGCAGGGGGAGGUGGUGGUGUAGGUGGAGGAGUCGGAGGUGGAGGUGGUGGAGGCGGUGGUAAAGAAUGAGAAAACUUAGGGUGAAGUUAAUGUCAACGAAAGCAUGCAUGCAUGCAUUGUGUAACAGUAUGUAUGUUGUCAAUAUAUUGUAUGUGUCAAAGAUAAUAGUUAAUAAAUAUGGGUAGAUGAGAGUGGUAACUUCAUCUAUAUCCUGGAAAUCAUGUGUACGAUCCCCAAAAUAAAGUAGAUAUGUUCUGUUCCAACGAUUAGUUCAACGUUAUA
Molecule: messenger RNA, 1822 nt
Organism: Helianthus annuus (common sunflower)
Lineage: Eukaryota; Viridiplantae; Streptophyta; Magnoliopsida; Asterales; Asteraceae
Product: glycine-rich cell wall structural protein-like
Exons: 2
Coding region: 68-1609 (513 amino acids)
Source: RefSeq, a predicted model, not a curated record